CUCCCCCACUCCUGUUACUUGGGAACCCUGGAGACUGAGCGUCCCUGGAAACCAACUGUUCUCUGCCUCUGGAGAAGCAGGUUGGUAGAUAUUCUAGAUAUUCGCUGCUCAAGGGAUUCCUGGAAAACGGACUCAUUAGUCUUAAGAUCCUAACAGAUGGGAACUCAGUGCAGACCGAGGUGCUCCUGCUGAGAGCAGCAUCCUUUUAAAGAGGAUCCUGUGCUUGUCUGGAGGAUCAGAAGACCCAGCCAUCCCAGGAGGCCGGCCGGCCCUCCCGCAGGAAGCAGAGGCUCACUUCAGGAAGCCACUGUGAUCCGCGAGUUCUUCCAGCAUGUGUAAUCAAGGGGACGACUGCUAUUUCUUUUUCUAUUCCACAUGUACCAAAGGGGACGCGUGCCCCUUCCGCCACUGCGAAGCUGCGCUGGGGAAUGAAACGGUUUGCACGCUGUGGCAAGAAGGGCGCUGCUGGCGACCGCUGUGCAGGUAUCGGCACAUGGCCGUGGACAAGAACCGCAGCGAAAUUCCGUGUUACUGGGAAAAUCAGCCCAGCGGGUGUCAAAAGCUAAACUGUGCUUUCCACCACGACAGAGGUUGCUAUGUCGACGGCCUGUUCCUACCUCCCAGCAAAACUGCAGUGUCCUCCGUGCUGCAGUCCCCGCAGGAGGCCAAGGCCAGCCUGCUCCCGGUUCAGGGGAGCAAACUUGGGGUCCAGGCUGGAAGCUCCCCCACACUGUGGAGCACGCCCGGGAUGACAGGGGAGAGUUACCAAAGGGCUCCUUGCUCCAGGCACCCACAGAUUUUGAUGAGUACCACACAAGCUGAUGAAGAUGAAGAUGACGAGUCCUCUGAGAAUUGCAAUGGAACCAUAACACCUCCUCCGUUGUCCACGCCUGAAGUCCCUAAUGGGUCACAGGUGGCUUCUGCACAGAGACCUGGUGUCAACUUAAAGCAAGAAGUUUCUUCAGGAACUUCCAGUCUUCAGCUCCAACCUCAGCUCCUUCCAGGGCCUGAAAAAGGGCAUGUGCGCACUGUGGUGAGGACAGUCACUCUGUCAAGCAAAGGAGAAGACCCCUUGGUUCCACUGAGUCUUUCUGAGAGACUAGGGAAAAGAAAACUUUCAGCCGGUGGUGACAGUGAUCCCGCACCACAGUGGAGCCUGGCAGAGCUGCCAGGAAAGAAAGUUGAAGCUCCAGAAACAAAUAUUGACCAAGCACCAAAGAAAGCACGGGUUUCCAAGUCUGUGAAGGAGCGACUGGGCAUAUUAACUAGGCCAACCAGUGAUGAAGCAACCAUGAGAGGCGAUAAAGUCAGUGAGAUCCAUGUGAAGACGUUAGAAGAAAUUCUUCUUGAAAGAGCCAGUCACAAACACGGAGGGUUGCUAACUCAGCUCAAGACAGCCGGUCCUUCCAAAGCUGAUGAUUUCACAUCAAGAACGGGCAGCUCCUCCACCGUCCGAAUCAAACCCUUCUCUGAGAUCCUGGCUGCAAAGCAGCAGCAGCAGCAGCCAUCAAAAAGACAGCAAAGCAAAAGGGAUGCGAGAUGCAUCAAGGUAAAGAUCAGUAAUGACAGUAAGAAAAUAGUCCUUUUGCCACCCAUCGCUGUUGACAAAGGACACUCAGGGGAGCCUGCAGAUAUAAGAAAGUCGCUGCAGGACGUGCACGUUAAGACCCUGGCAGAGAUCAAGCUGGAAAAGGCCCUGAGGGUACAGCAGAGCUCGGAGAGGGGCAGCAGCUCCCGGCCCCAGCCUGAGGCCACCCCAGGAACAAGGCAGCUGUUCCAGGUCCCCGGAAGCCCAAGCACGAAAGGAGAGAAGAACCUUCAUGAAGACAGUGAAACUGCUUCUCAAAGCAGAGUUACUACAACACCAGCUAAGGAACAGCAGCCUUUAGAUGAGGCUGUAGGAGUGGAUACCACACUUCCAGUCCGGAGGUGUGAGACCCUGAGAGAGGAGCAUAUGCAGACACAGCAGAAGGGGGUCGCACCGCACGAGAAGUCAGCGUUGGCACCCUUUCAGGGAGACGCAGCCUCUUGCAGUGCCCACGUGGAGAGGACUGUGCUCACCGCUGUGGCAGGUGUCACAUGUCACCCUACCGAGCUGCUUCUCACAAAGCCAUGCCAAAAGAUGGAGGUAGAAACCUCAGCGAUUGGGGACUCAAAAUUCAAUAUAAUAUAUGCUCCACAGUCUUUGGCAAAAAAGGGUAAAGCUAAACCCAAAGUAAGUGUGAAACCAUCUGGGGUUAAAGCUGUUCCAUCUCCCCAGUGGCCCCAAAAACGCAAGGCCGUGGAGCUGCAUCCUGAUGAAGCUGCAGCUGUGAAGCCACUGAGCUCCAUCAGUGCCCUGCAGGUGAGCCCCGCCAAAAGAGCAGCUGUGGCUAUUGCUCCACCCUCUUCUGCCAACAAAUCAGUCCCUGUGCCUGACAAAGAAAAACCUGGAGACGGUUUUGUGCUGCCUCCAAGCCAGUCUUCUCCAGACCUGUGGUCCCUGGAAGUAUCUGGCCCUUCCUCAUCCCAAAUGGCCACAGAAACUUGCCAAGCCAGCUCUCCCUCCACAGGAGAACCCCCACUUCCCACAGACGAUGAUUUUGAGAAACUAGUACAGGAAAUUUUAGGAGACAACUUAGAAGCUGUGAUCGACUUGGAUCUUGAGAAAGAUGCAGACGAACUUCUGCUUGAACUCUCAGAACUGAUUGACAGCUUUUAAAGGCGGUAGUGAGAGCACUUAAAAAACUCACCACUUACACCUAGUUUCCGUUCCUGUCCCUUGUAAACCUGAGAAGAUUAUUUCUUUAUCCCUGAAUUUAUCCCAAGUCAGAAGUAUAAUUCUGAAUUAUCUACAUGGAUUUUUGGGGUUAGAUUUUUCAAGUCUCUUGCUAACCAUUUUGUCCAUUUGAUGCCAUCGUUAAGCAUCUUUGAGGAAAGAAAAAAUUCUGUACUAUCCUUCUUUCCAACAAAGAAAGAGACUGAGCCGGAGAUCUAGAAUGAAAAGAUGGAAAAAACUUACUGAUUCCUUGAGGUGUUUAAAUGAUUAAGAAUAGCUGCUGCUAUUGUGGUCUAAAUUUCAUGCUAUCACUGAAAAGAAAAGGCUCAACACAAUCUGAGCUGUCAUAUGUCUUUUUAAUGGUAUUUGGAGAUUUUAAGUAAGCUUUAAAAAGUGUUUCUUGAGAAACCCAAAAUAUGGACACAGUUCUUUGCACCUGAUUUUGAUGCUUUAGUUGCUUCAAAAAGCAGUGGGCAACUUAUUAUGGCUGAAGUACUUAAAAGGGUUUUCAAGUGCUUCAGAGGUCUCCUGAGCCUAAUAUUCUACUUCUUGGAUUCCCUGUAUUUGGAGAAUUCUUCCCUUCUUCAUUAUUUGCCUCCUAUUAACUAUCACUCAUUCAAGCUACAGUUAUUUACUGUGGACCACAGCAGUACACUGAAUUUUUCUGUAGCACAGAUUUUAAUAUAUUCUGGGGGUGUAUGGUAUACCUUCUUCUUCUUCUUUUCUUUUUUCCUUGAUGUGGGUCUCCAUAUCAUCUCAAGGUUUAGGCUUAUAAAGAAACCAGCACUAUGAGGAUAAAGGUUUGAAAGGAGAAAUUGUGCAACAUCAGGAGCAGGAAAGAAGAACUUUUGCAUUUUGACAUUUUGCUGUGGGUGGACACUGUGGUUCCUCCCAGGGAAACCGAGCCAUCUGUCAUGUUUGCUCCAGGGGAACCACUGUUUUAAGUAUCCAAUCAGGAGUGGAAUUUCAUGUAGCCUUGUUAGGAGCACAGUAAAGAAAAAAAAGGCCUAGGACUGCUCAUUCAGUGUUGGAAAGAUCUGGAUGAUUGUGUACAAGCAAAAAUACAAUUCAUGUAUAGGUGCACCUCUACCAUUCUUUCUUUGGAUGACUGUUAUAUAUAAUAGCUCCUUUUGAGGGUAGGGUGUGGAAUGUUCUGGUUUAACUACAGAUUUUAUAAACUUUUAAUUUUUAGAAUCAGCUUAUAGAUUGGCAGUAUCUUGUAUAUAUAACUUGCUUUUUCUAAAAGAAUAAUGUUUUAUAUGUAAAAUGCUUCUAUUAGUCAGUGAUUCAUAUUUAACAUUUUUUCAGCCAUUUGCUAUCAAGAGAAAUACUUAUUUGUGUUUCAGACAAAACUGGAGUAAGAAAGGAGAGAGAAAUGUGAUGGUUGUCAGUGCAUGUGACCAGGUAUUGGUUGGCUUUACCGUAGCAGGUACCACUGAAGCAGUAAAUUUCCCUGGUCUGAUAGUUGUGGAUACAUUAGUGGUCAUAAUAUAGUUGGUUACAUUAUAUUGAACACUUUAGAAUGACGAAGUUCCAGGAUUCAUUAUUAUAUGCUCCCCAUCAUUUGGGGGUAUGUAGAAAAUAAUACGGAAAUGUUAUAUCUUUGUUUAUUGACCAGGACCAUGAUGUGUAUUCCAGUCAGUCUUGUUAUUGCAUAGGCUAAAAGAAAAAUAAGGAAGAUUUUCCAUAAAGGCCGUUCACUGGAUGUAUUUUGUGUCAUCUAAAAGGAUGUAAAAAUGAUAGUAAUGGAAUCAAACAUUUUGAGAAAAAUGAGUCACUAUCAUUUCUUUGUAAUAUUUAUUGCAUAUUAUUUGUAUUUAACUGUUAUUUAUAUUAACUUGUAAUUUACUUUGUCAAAUAAAUAAGUGAAUUUAUUUUGUGUUAUCACUUCAUAAUAAAUACUAAGUUAAAUUUCUACAUUUCAUACCAGGAAAGGAUUGAUGUUAUGCAUUUCCAACCUUGGAGUAGAGAAACACAUUUUCAGCAGUCACCUUUCUUUUUCUUAUGUCUCUCUAAGUAAUGUUAAAGAAACUUGUUUAAAACCCAAAUCCCCAGAAAAGAUCAGAGCACAGAUAGUUUAUUGACUGCGUAUUGCAAAGAUGAAAUUUCCCAAAUUUAAGUUGAAAUUUAUUCCUUUAGAGCCUUCUAGUAACAAAAUUUCUUCAAAGGACAGGCCUCUUAGAAACUGUCCAUGAUGUGCAUUCUGAUUAGUAGCCUGAACUAACUGGCUACUUGAAGAUCAGGCUUUGGCUAAUCUCCAACUCAGAUUAGGCUUUGUCAGCAGGAAAUUUUUUACAUCUUAUAAAAUUUCACCUUCUGUAAGCUAUCAGCUAUUUUCACUUGAAAAUAUGUUUAUUUUCUUUGACUGUGUUCUCACCUGUAAAAGACUAGUAAUGAGAAUCUUGAUAUGAAAAUUAAUAUAGGUGAAAAUGUUUUGAAUCCACAAAGUGCUACAUAGGUGAAAAUUUGAAUAGAUGAUGGUAGGAUGACAUCGAGUCUGGAACCAUAAACAAGCUGGGGUUCAACUUAGCUUUGCCAUUUACAAUGUGGUCUUGGGAAAAUUACUAUAAUUUUUAAUAUGUCUUACGGGAUUGUCGUCGGCCUUAAAUAAAAUAGUAUGUAUAAUUCUUAUUUUACUGUCUAGGACUUAGUAAACAUUGAAAAGUGCUUAUGCUUAUUUCGAUAUUGAUCAUUAUUAUAAUAUUGCAAAAAUGUUAUUAUUUAAUGAUCGUGUAAUAUCAAAGCAGGAAAUUAAGAGUUUCGUGUCAAAAGUUCUUUGGUUUCUCUCAAAAAUGAGAUCUAGUGGGUUUCUCAGUUUGCCUCAUACAAUCCUGCCUCAGAUAUUAAUACAUUAAUGAUCUGUUAUCUCAAAUGCUUGGAACCAGAAAUAUUUCAGAUUUUGAUAUGUUUCAGAUUUUGGAAUAUUUGUAUGUGCACAAUGAAGUAUCUAGGGAUGAGGCUCAUAUCUAAAUAUGAAAUUCAUUUUUGUAUAUAUUACAUACAUCACCCGAAGAUGAUUUCAUACCAUUUUUCAUUGCACCUGGUUUUGUAACUCUGAGCUAUUACACAAGGACAAGUGUGGAGUUCCCCACGUGUGGUGUCAUACAGGUGCUCACAAAUUUUGGUUUUGGACCAUUUCUGAUAAAUGCAUUAAGAAUUACUAUCAGUUCAAAGGCUGCAGUUUAGUUAACCUCUGUAAAGAAUAGAAACAUUUUCUUUUUCCCUUUAAACUAUUUCCUUCCAAAUUGCUCAAGCCAGUAUUAAUGUGUUUUGAAUUAAAUUACAGAAUAAAUAAUAUUUUAAAAAUGGAUGGUUAUGUUUCUGAAAAUUAUACAUGUUUUAGAUUAGUAAUAUUAGAAACAAUUUUAAAACUGCAUGUAUUUGUAUAUUACCUAAAGAAAAGUAUAAGAUUUGAAAUUGAUUACUUGUAGUUGAAAAGUUAAUAAAAUUGUCAGAGAUUCAACAUGGCUGAAUAGAGAACCAUGUUAAUUUACUCAGAGAAAAUCAUCUAAAAACACAGUGGCUAGCUGGAACCUCUAGCAAUGACAAGGUUAGGAACUGCAGCAGCAGCAGGGAAAGUAGUAAUUGCUGUGAUUCCAGCAGCAUGAGAGGGACAGAUGCAGGACUUGAGCUGCCUUAAGCCACAGUGAACAGUGAAUGGGAAGUCACACCCCCCUGCCUGGCUCCCAGCAGUGGGAGACGUGAGGUACGAAUUGCACUGGAACACAGAAGAACAUGCAAGGACCAGGAGGGGUCAGCAGUGUACAGAAUAAAAAGCAGCUGCAUGCUGUCUCUGUCCGAGGACACUACAGCAACUGGGGAGUGACACAGAGACACACAGGGUAAGGAGAUGUGGGUAGGCUGCUGAGGGACAUACAAAGCUGCCAGAUGAAAACCAGCGCCUUCCCUGCAGGUAGAGGCCAAGAUCAGUCCUGCACCCAGCGCUAAUCCCAGUGCAGAUUUGGAGUUACAAAGCACAGAUUUGGGCUCUGGCUUGAACACUACAACACAAUUAAAGGCAUCAGGAAAAUUUCAUUGUUUUUGUUUUUCUUUUGCUGUUUUUAAUGGUUUUUGGGUUUAACUUUUAUUGUUCACUUUGUUCAUCUUUUUUUCCCUCUUUCCUUAUUUUCUUUCUUGAUAUUUUUUUUUGAAAGUUUACAAAAGUAUUUCAUUGGAGAGUCAUCUGAAGAAUAAUGAGUUGGGGGGAGGGGAAAUGAAGCAGAGAAGAAAAGAGCCAAUACAAGAACAUGAGUUGAUCCCUGCAAUGGGAGACAAGGUGCUCAGUGAGAAGUCAAGUGUCCUGCUUAUUUUUCUUUCAUUACUGAGACAAAAUACCCAACACUCAAAAUUAAGGAAGGAAAGGAUUAUUUAGCUCAUGGUUUGUGCAAGUUUCAGUCCAUAAUCAGCUGAUUCCAGGGUGGCAUGGCACAAGGGCAACACUUCAAGUUCCAGAAGACAGCAAAAGCAGCAAGAAAAAAAGUGGGGGAAGAACAAGCCUCUUUUCUCUCCAUAUAUAUAUAUAUAUAUAUAUAUAUAUAUAUAUAUAUAUAUUUUUUUUUUUUAAUUUAAGGAGAAAAAGAAAAAAAAUAGGAUAAAGUUAUACAGAAUUUCAGAAAACAUAAACAGUAGGAAAUCACUAGUUAAUAGAUUACAUAUUGUUAUCUUAGAAAUAGUUGUUCAAGUUACAAAAUUAAAGCAUAUAAAGUGGAUUUUAAAACAGUGAGACUACAAACAGUUUUGUUCAAUGAUCCAACAAAACUCAGUAAUAUGGUUAUCUACCUUAUACACUUAAAUAUAUAUGCAGUUAUAUUAUUUAGAGCACUUUCUUUUCUUUUGUACAAUGACAAUUACAGAUUUUGGGUUUUAUUAUUCCCACACUUCUUAUUACUUUUUAUUGAAGACAGUAAAACCAAAUGUGCCAUAACAGAACAGAGUCAGUCAAAUCAAAAGGAUGGACAUAAUAGAUAAUGUAAAAACAAAAUACUAGGUGAUCACCAAUGGUUACCAUACUGCCUCUUGCUAUCUUAAAAAGAAUUGCCUACAUUAUCAGUUAUAAUAAAAUUGAACAAAACAAUAAAGAAUAAAACCAAAACAUUGGAGACAUUACAGGACUUUAAAAGAAGACAAUAGUCAACCAGAACGGGCGUCAUAAUGAAUCUUACUGUCUUCACAGUUUUGCCUAUACUUUCAAACUUGGUACUAUCAAGCAAAGCAGAAUAGAGAAAAAUCAGGCAAAGCAAGAUGGUGAGGGCUAUACAGGGUUUCAAAUCAAGUUAAUAGGAAAUCAAAGUGGGUUACUAUAAUGUAUCCUGCUUUUAAAAUUUUUCCCAUAAUUAAAAGAUAAAAAUAAAAAAAUAAUUUUAAAAAAAGGAGAUUGAGAUAAAAGAGGGAAUAACAACAAACCAGUGCAGGUCAAAGCAUAACCAUUUAAGCAAAAUAGUGUUUCACCACAAGAUAUCCUGACAUAAAAGUAGUUACCAUAGUGUCUCUUUCCUUGAAAUCUUUGAGUAUAAGUUUGUAUACUGUAGCACCAAACAUAUCAAGACAAUGUAAAACCAUUCAAGAGAAUGACAGUAUUACAGGGUAUUUAGAACCAACUAUCAGAAAAUAAACAAUGGUUUCUGUAUAAUCUCCUUGUCUAUAAAAGUUUUUGCUUAUAUUAUCACAGAUAGUAAAAUCCAAUAAGAUACAACCUGUUAAGACCAAUGGAGACAGAAGAAUAAAAGCUUGAUGGGACUUCAAAGCAAGAUGAUACUAAAUCAGCACUAGAUAUUAUGAUGUCUUGUUUUCUCCAAAAUAGCUGUUCCUACCAUCCAAUCUUCUCUGCCUCAUUUCUGUUGAGCUCUUUUUUGGUCGGUCAUUGUCAGUUUGUCUUCAUUUCUCUUUCUGCUCCAUUCAUUGUGGCCUCUCUGCCACUGUUUCUGGGAUCUUGGUGUUUUCCUUUUUUAGAAUAUCCUGAAGUAUUCUCUGUAGAGUUGAAUUGGUGGUUACAAAUUCCCCUAGUUCCUCUUUAUCCUGAAAGCACCUUGUUUUUCCAUCAAUUUCUAGGGACAGUUGUGCAGGAUAUAUCAGUCUUGGCUGGAGGGUGUUAUCUUUCAAAGCUUGAAUUAUUUCCCCCCAGGCUCUUGGUGAUUUGAUGGUUUGUGCCGAAAAGUCUGCUGUAAUUCUGAUAGGUGUUCCCUUGUAAGUGAUCUGUUUCUUGUCUCUGAUGGCUUUUAGUAUUUUGUUCUUAUAUUGGAUUUCUGAAAUUUUGGAUAUUAUAUGCCUGGGUGUAGCUCUGUUUGGGUUGUAGGUGGCUGGGGUCCUGUAUGCCUCAUACAUCUGAGUAUCUUUACCUUUUGCUAAAUUAGGGAAAUUUUCUUGGAUUAUUUCUGUGAAUAGCUUUUGUAGUCCAUUUGUUUGUGUCCCUACUUCUUCUUUUAUGUUCUUAAUUCUUAAGUUAUAGAUCCUCUUAUCAUCUUCUGGCCUUUGUAUUAUUGCUGUUUGUUUUCUUGUUAUUUUUAAGAAAUUUUUCAUUUCAUGCUCCCAUAUUACAAAUCUGCCCUCCAAUUCAGAUAAUCUCUCCUUAGUUUCUUUCAAGCUGUUAUGCCAGCUUUUGAUAGAGUUUUUAGUUGCUUGGUAAUCUCUUUGAACCUGCUUCAUAUAUUCUAUAUUUUCUCCAUCAAACAAUUCUCCCCUUUUUUUCUGUUCUUCCAUUCCACCAUCUGUUUUUUCUUGGGCGGUGCUUAGCAUUUUCUCUAACUAUUCUACUUAUAUCUUGCUUUAUUUCAUUAAAUACUUCAUUUUUAAACUCGUCUAUGAGGCUCUGGAUAUAUCACUUUAUGUCUAUUGGUGCCGUGUGUGAUAUUGCAUGUUUUCUGUCUUCCUUUGCAUUUCCCUUUCCUGAAUCAGUGUUCUCAGGAUUGGGGACUGAGAACCCUUUCUUGUUGCUUCCUCUUCCCAUACUUUUUGUUCCUUCCAUACAAGCGAAUGUAGGAGGCCCAGUUUUUUUCUCUUUGCCGGUUAGUUUGUUUCCAUCCACUGCAGUGUACUAGGGAGACACAGACCUCCACAGCCUCUGCUGGGCCCACCCCUCCAGGUCAACCUAUCAAAGGCUUCACCACUCGGGUGCACCUCCAGGUGCUGGGACUUGGUUUGGGCUAGCCCACUGCAUCUUAGUCAGCCGGUCCCGCAGGCCAGGCACUUCCCACCAAUCCCGCUUGAGAGAGGAAUAUGCAGCUAAUGUCACUGCAGCGUCCUGUUCCAGCAAGUCUGCCUGGUCCCAGUAUGUCUUUGCUGGAGCCUCCUACUCUAUGAAAGGGUCCACGUUCCGCUCACUCAACGCAAGUCGAUGUAGGGCUCCCUGAUAGUCCCGCUCUCAACUCCGUUCGCAGAUUCCCACUCUCAGAGGUUUCAUGUGUCUCUCUCCCUGCCCUGCAGAUUUGGAUGCAGCAACACAGCAGGAAAUUCAAACUGUGGCUUCCAGUGGUGCGGGUUCUAGCUUCCCACAAUGAGAUUUUAUCUGUUCCUGUUAUAGCACCAGGAUUGGAUUUCCAGUUCGUUUCUCUUAGCUUAGUUCAUUCCUGGGUUGGCAGGGUAUAUCUCCCCUUGCUUAGGACUUCUCAUACCACACCAUUCCUGGAUUUUAAGCAGGAUAUCUCAGAGAGCUGCCAUAGCUGCUGCUAUCUAUCUGCCAUGUUCUCCCCUUUCUUGAUAUUUUGAUAUUUUUUUUUUUAAUUUUAUUUAAGGAGAAAAGAAAAAAAAAGGAGAGAAAGGGUACAAGUUAUACAGAUUUGCAGAAAAACAAAUGAACAGUAGGAAAUUACUAGUUAAUGGAUUACAUAUUGUCAUCUUAGAAAUAAUUGUUCAAGUCACAAAAUUAAAGCUUGUAAAGUGGACAUUCCAUCAAUGAUACUGCAAACAGUUCUGUUCAAUGAUCCAAUAAAACUCUGUGAUACGAUAUUCUAUCUUAUACACUUAAGUAUACAUGCAGUUAUAUAGUUUAGAGCACUUUCUUUUCCUCUCUUUUGUACAAUGACUAUUACACAUUUUGGGUUUCAUUGCUCUCACGGUUCUUAUUACUUUUUUUGGAAGAGAGUAAAACCAAAUGUGACAUAACAGAACAGAAUCAGUCAAGUCAAAAGGGUGGACAUAAGAGAUAAUGUGAAAACAUAAUACAAGGUGAUCAACAGUGGUUACUAUAAUGCCUCCCUCUAUCUCUAAUAGAAUUGUCUAUACCAUUAGUUAUAAUACAAUUGAACAAAACAGUAAAGGACAAAACCAAACCAUUGGAGACAUUGUAGGUCUUCAAAAGUAGAUAAAAGUCAACGAGAAUGGGCGUUAUAAUGAAUCUCAUUAUCUUCACAGCAGGUUUGAAAAUUUAGGCAUCAGCUGUGAAGAUAUUUUGAUAUUUUCAUGUGAGUAAAUAUUGUCUCUACUGUCUCUGGUUAUUCAAUAUUAUUUUUGCUUUCUCUUUCAUUGUUUCUCUGUGUCCUCUUCUCCAGUUUCCCAAAGCUUGUGUGAUCAUCCUUUGUCUUUAAGCCUGCCUCUGCUGUCUUUAAUUAGCUCUAUCUUUUCCCUGAUAUCUUUUAAGCUCUCUUACCCCCUACUCCCACACAUACUUAUUGUAAUUUCACUCUACUAAGGGGUAAUUCAUACCAUACAAGCUCCUAGUUUUUGUUGAAUUUUUUAUUAUAUAAUUGUAGGUUGUGCUUCUAUGGCUAAAGGUACCAAAUUAAUAGCUACCACAGUUUAACAGUUUCUAGGCUGUGCUUGAUGCUAUUGUUAUUGCUAAUUGUAGUACAUUAGCCAGAGUGUCAUACUUGUCAUAAUCUGUUGUUGUCUUUGGAUGACAACACUCUGACUGUCUAGGGUCAUAAUAAUCACCAUGGUCUAGUACCAAAGGACUGGGUACUGAGCUAAAUAGCAAUUUCUCUUCUCUAAAAAACUGGGAAGAUAGGAUCUUCAGACAGACAAAAGGUCUUAAGAGCCAGCUACACCCAAAAGAUAUAUCUAAGGAAUAAACAUUUCCUACAGAAGCCUCAAUACUAGUACUAAAGCUGCCUAUCAUAAGCAAUUUACAAAUAUCAAUACAGGAAAAUUAAAUUAUAAAAAAUAGAAAAUGGCAGGACACAGAAACAAAACUCUUCCAGUCUACCCAGGACAAGUCCAGAAGAGAAGAAGAUAGAAGAAUUUCAAAUUUACCCCAAAAUAGAAGAAAUAAAAAUCUACCCACCUGAAUUUUCUGAAAUAGUAAUAACAGAGUACAAAAACAGAUGGGUGAAGCUGUAGAAAAAUUCAGAUCAGAAAUAAUGUCUUAGAUAAAAAAGUAAAACAGAGAGAUGAUGAUCCAAAUGAAGGACUUGCUUGUGGUUCUAGAGUAGACACAGAUAAAAUAAAUUGAGAGGCCUAGGAAAAUGAUGGAAACCAUGAAUUCCCGACAUAUAAAGGAAAUGGAAUCCAUGAAAAAAAUUAAAAUAUAUUCAAGAGAUUAAAAAUUCCAUUGAAAUUAUAUACAACUGAUUGAAACAAGGUAAGAAUUGAACAUCAGAUCUAGAGACAGAAGUAUUGUUAGCCAUCAUGAAAAUAAAAAUUUAAAAGUAUCGAAGGACCAUGGAAAAUCAAUCCAUGAGUUGCAAGAUGAUCAAAGAAUAACAACGAAAAGAUAUGCUGCAAUUAGUGACAAAUCAGGAGAUUGUGAAAACAGCAUAAAAACUCAUUCACAGAAGUAAUGGCAGAAAAAUUCCCAAGCAUGGAAAAAUAAUUUGACAUUCAAAUAAGUGAGGCAUAUAGAACUUCAAUAUCCAUCACAAAAAUAAGUAUAUAUUAAGACAUAUGAUAAGAUUCCAGAAAUUCAGCACAAGAACAGAAUAUUAAAAACUGUUAGAGAAAAAGACAAUAAUCACCUAUAAAGGAAAUCCCAUCAGAAUCACAGCAGACUUCGCAACACAAAAUCUUAAAUCAAGAAGAGCUUGAAGUUCAGUAUGUCAAGUCCUGAGAGAAAAUAUCCUCUAACCUAGACUGAUGUACCCUGAAAAACUGUCUUUCAGAAUCAAUGGAGAAAUAAGACACUUCCAUGAUACAGAACAGCAGAAGAAAUUCAUGACCAGAAAGCUGGCUGUGCAAAAGGUUCUAAAGAAUAUUUUAGAAAGAGAUAAUGGAACCCAUAAUUCCAAGAAGAUCAAUUUAAAAAACCACCAGGCAAGGCAAGUAAUUAGACAGAGUGGAAAGACAAGGAAUGAACAACAGGAAAAUAAUGUGACAAGGAUAAUGCAGUAUAGACCAGUUAUAAUAAUCAAUGUAAAUCAUCCAAAUAAACUAAUCAAAAGAGACUGGGAGAAUGGAUCAAGAAACAAGAUCCAACAAAGUGCUGCAGGGAAGAAACACAUUUAACUCAAAAAUAACUUUAUAGAUUAAAGAUCACAAGAUGGAAAACAUACUCCAUGUGAUAAGAACCUGAAAAAAAGCAGGGAUAACUAUUCUAUUUGCAGACAAAGUAAAAUUCAAGCCAACAGUGAUCAUAAGAGACAAAGAAGGUCCGUACAUACUUAUUAAGUGAAAAUUCCAAGAGAAAUACAUAUCAAACACAUGUAUAUGCAUUGAAAACAACAAUAUAAAAUAAGUAUUAAUGGACAUGAAAAAUCAAAUAAGCACCAGUACAACUAUAAUGGGAGACCUUAAUACCCCACUGUCAGAAGUAGAUCAACUAGACAAAAAAUAUCAGCAAAAAAAUCAUAAUGGAACUAAACUUUUAUACUAGUUUUCUGUUUGUAUUGUAUGUGAAGAUAUAGACAACUAUUUGGAAGAAAACAAGAGAAAUUAUGGCAGUCACUGUUGAUUUCCUGUUGUCUUGUUUGUUUUGUGUUGUUUGUAUUGUACUGUUCUAAUUUGCUUUGUUCUGUUUGUUUUAUUUUAUUAAAAAAAUUUAAAUUGGGUUUAGUAGAUGUCUUUCACCCCCCAAUAUCAGAAUCCAUAUUCUUUUCAGCUACACAUGGGAUAUUGUCCAAUGAAGACCAUGUACUAGUUCAUAGAACAUUCUUUAGUAAAUACAAAGGAAUGAAGUUGGAAAUCAGUAGCAAAAGAAAACACAAAAACUUCAUAAACACAUAGAUUUUAAAUAACAACUUCCUCUACAAUCAAUUGGCCACAGAUAAAAUUAAAGAAGGAAGUAAACAGUUUCAACACACCAUAAAUUAUGAGAUGCAAUAAAAGCAGUUCUAUGAUGGAAAUUUAUAGUGGUUAAUUCUCACAUCAUGAAAACAGAGAAAGUUCAAAUAAACAACCUAAUGUUGAACCUCAAAGUUCUAGAAAAAACAGAACAAGUUGAGCCUAAAACUCAUACAAGGGAGGAAAUUAUAAAGAUCAGAGCAGAAAUUAUUGCACUUAAAAAAUGCAAAAACAUCAGUUAAUCAAAUAAUUAUUUCUUUGAAAUAAACCCUUAGCUAACUUAAUCAAAAAAUCAAAAACAAGUUUCAAAUCAAUGCAAUUAAGAAUGAAGUGAGUGAAAUCACAAAAGAUCUUGCAAAGAGAGAGAGAAA
This is a messenger RNA of Cavia porcellus (domestic guinea pig), 14274 nucleotides long. Its product is annotated as zinc finger CCCH domain-containing protein 11A-like. Lineage: Eukaryota; Metazoa; Chordata; Mammalia; Rodentia; Caviidae. The record is from RefSeq and is a predicted model, not a curated record. The transcript has a single exon. Gene Ontology annotation, biological process: poly(A)+ mRNA export from nucleus. Gene Ontology annotation, molecular function: metal ion binding. Bases 332 to 2701 code for a protein of 789 amino acids.